This is a messenger RNA of Asterias rubens (European starfish), 1950 nucleotides long. RefSeq names its product dual specificity mitogen-activated protein kinase kinase 5-like. Gene Ontology annotation, molecular function: protein binding; ATP binding; MAP kinase kinase activity. Lineage: Eukaryota; Metazoa; Echinodermata; Asteroidea; Forcipulatida; Asteriidae. The coding region runs from base 123 to 1430 and encodes 435 amino acids. Gene Ontology annotation, biological process: MAPK cascade; protein phosphorylation. The record is from RefSeq and is a predicted model, not a curated record. The transcript is spliced from 20 exons.
UAAGAAUCGUCAAACGAUACCGAUUGCAUGGCCCUCUCAGUUUUUUUAAGUCUAAUUGUAUGAAUUCAGUUUGUUUGAGCCCAGUUUUUUCUUCAAACUAUGUUUGUUAAUAAGCUGUUAAUAUGACGACACAGCCUGUUGUGAUACGGAUUACGAACCAACAUGGGGAAAAUGUCGAUUGGACUGUUCAGUCGCCGCAUGUAUCAUUUCAAGACGUCCUGGAUGUGAUUGCCCAAGUCCUACAGGAUGGUUCCAUUACUGCAUUUGAAUAUGAGGAUGAAGAUGGUGAUCGUAUUACUGUAAGAAGUAAUGAUGAGAUGCAAGCAAUGAUGGCAUAUUACAUGUCAGUUAUAAUUGAGAGUGAAAGUUCCAACGAGAUGGCUCCGCCUCUUGUUAUAUACCCAAGAGUUAUAAAGUCAGGGAGGCGAAACAUCCAUGGCUUGACAGUAAGCACGAGCCCUACAGGAACUGUCCCCAAAGGUGCAGAUAGCGGAAUCAGUCUACAUUAUGGGAGACAACAGGAUGCAGAACUAAGGGAGAUACUUGCAACUGGACAGAUAUCUGAGAGUGACAUUCAAAAUAUCGAGGUUCUUGGCCAUGGUCAUAGUGGAUCUGUGUAUAAGGCAAGACACGUUGCUACAAAUAACAUCAUGGCAAUCAAGGUCAUAUCUGUUGAUAUUACUCCAGAUGUCCAAAAGCAGAUUCUAUCUGAACUACAAAUACUUUACAAGUGUGAUUCGUCAUUCAUCAUUGGCUUCUAUGGAGCUUUUUUUACAGAGAAUAGAAUAUCAAUUUGCACAGAGUUUAUGGAUGGUGGUUCGUUAGAGAUGUAUAGAUGUAUUCCAGAGGAUCUCUUGGGGAGAAUAACUGUAUCUGUUGUCAAAGGACUUACAUAUCUUUGGAGCUUAAAGAUCAUGCAUAGAGACGUCAAGCCAUCAAAUAUACUUGUCAAUGCUCAGGGAGAAGUUAAACUCUGUGAUUUUGGUGUCAGCGCUCAACUUGUCAACUCCAUCACAAAAACAUAUGUGGGAACUAAUGCAUACAUGGCACCUGAGAGAGUUAAAGGGGACCAGUAUGGAGUGCAUUCUGAGGUUUGGAGUCUGGGUGUUUUCCUUCUUGAGAUGGCCAUGGGAAGAUUUCCAUAUCCAGUUACCCCAAGAGAAAGCGAGCUAUCAGCUAUAGAUCUGCUGCAGUGCAUAGUGCAUGAGAAACCGCCAUCAUUGCCAAAAGACAGAUUUUCUGAAGCAUUUGUGGAUUUUGUUGCCCAGUGCAUGCAAAAGAUACCUGCUGAUAGACCUACUCCUGAGACUUUAUUACAUCAUGCAUUCAUCAGGACAUAUGAUGAUGGCAAUAAACAAAUCAUUGCAGAAUGGGUUUGUAGAAGUCUACAAGAAAUUAGGCUAACAGGAGUAGCUGGUGGUCAGUCAUGAGGAAAGCAGCAACUCAUUCAAAACACAGACAAUUUACAUAUCUACAGUGGCAGUGAGCAGAGGGACAUACACGUCAUCUGGCAGAUUAAUAAGUCCUGUAUCUCAGGUAAUUGUGAAGAGGGUCAGUUAUAAUAGACUAACUAUUCACAAUACAUGUACAGAACAACUGCUACAUGGUGACUUGUUGUACACAAUUUGCAACCUCAGUAAUGGCAUAUUGCAAUAUUUGUAGGUUUAUGACAAUCAAGGUUUUCUUGGCAAGAGUCACACAUUUGUUUGUUUAGUGUAAUAAUAAAACCAGUUUCUUGUUGUAUUCAUAUUAAGUUCCCAAUAAUUCUUCGUGAACCUUGCCUGUUGAACAGUGUAUCAGGUUUGCUGAUCAUGUUGCUAUAAUGAUUAUAGACGGGAAUAAUGACUGUAAGAGGGGCACUAUCUUUACUUCACUUAUUACGUAAAGGGAUAAAUAUUUUUGUUAUUUUUUAUUCCCUUUUAAAGCCAUUAUACACUUUCGGUACAGAAA